CAGGUGGAAAAUAACAACAUUGACUUUAACUGAGUGAAAUUGCCCUUAAGUGGUCGCUCUUGACCCCGCAUUGACUCCUAAAAGCGGUCCGCGGACCAAACUUUGACAACCAUUGCCUUCGACAGCAUCCCACUUUGUAUUUUUAUUUUUUUUUUUUGGGAGAAGACGCCCACGUGACGGAGGAAGCAGCAGCCAGCUCACCGCCGCUGCUCGUUUGAUAGCUGCACGGCGCCGGACGGAGAAGCACGCGGGGCAGAGAGAGACACAGACACAGAGACGUCGCGUGAAGACAAACCAAAAAAAAGGCACCAACCUCCGCUUUUUUUGCAGGACACGAGCACCGCAGACCCCUCCAACCGACACGGCAGGCGCACACCAUGGACGGUUAUGCCCGGACCGAAGAUGAGCUGUUCUCCUCGUGCCUCCUGAACCUCACCUGGGAGAAUUGCUACGAGCAGUGUGCUGCCUUGGUUGGUGAAGACCAGCCCCUCUGCCCAGACCUCCCUGAACUUGACCUCUCAGAGCUGGAUGUCAGUGACUUAGACGCAGACAGCUUCCUGGGUGGCCUCAAAUGGUACAGCGACCAAUCAGAGAUCAUUUCCACGCAGUAUGGCAACGAGGCAUCCAAUCUUUUCGAGAAGAUAGAUGAAGAAAAUGAGGCCAACUUGCUGGCAGUGCUUACAGAGACACUGGACAGCAUCCCGGUGGAUGAGGACGGAUUGCCUUCGUUUGAGGCCCUGGCAGAUGGGGACGUGACCAAUGCCAGUGACCGGAGCUGUCCAUCCUCCCCUGACGGCUCGCCGCGCACCCCAGAGCCUGAGGAGCCUUCCCUGCUGAAGAAGCUCCUUCUGGCACCCGCAAACUCCCAGCUCAGCUAUAAUCAAUACACAGGUGGCAAGGCACAGAACCAUGCAGCCAGCAGCAACCACCGGAUCAGACCACCACCUGCCGUCGUCAAGACGGAGAGCCCCUGGAAUGGAAAAGCGAGAGGGGGCUCCAGCCAACAGAACCGCCCGGUGAGGCGGCCGUGCACUGAGCUGCUGAAAUACCUGACAGCCACCGAUGACAUCCUGCUUCACGCCAAAGCCAGCGACGCCAAGAGCACCUGGGGAGGCGCCGGAAACAGGGACAAGAGCGGCCUGGGUCUCGGCGCCUCGUCCUCCUCCUCGUCGCCAUCCUCAUCCUCCACCUCCUCGUUCUCCUCCCUCUCCUCCACCUCCUCCUCCUCCUCCUCCACCACCUCCAAGAAGAAGUCAGCCGUACCAUCUCAACAGCAGCAGCAGCCGCCGCAGCAUCACCAGCGAGGUGAGAGCCGGGCUGCAGGCGAGUGUAGUGUGGCUGGUGUUGGGGCUGGGAAGUGGCAGCGUUGCACUCACGAUGACGGGGUGGAGGAGUCGGAGGGCGUCUCUAUCCCUGUCGGCCACAGAACCUCCACCUGCGGCCAUGCCCGCCCCACACUGGAGCACGGGCCGCCCAGUGAAGAAGGAAGGCCGCCAGGCGAUGUGGGCCGCCUGGCCGCCGCUAGGUUCAUUAGGUAUAUGCAUUCUUAUUCCCUCCCUCCCCGAGAGGUGAGUCACAGCUGUGAGCAUUGCCGAGAGGCUGCGGGCGCCACUCAGGCUAGCGAGGGCUUUGGCAGGCAAGGCCGUAGUGUCAGUAGUGGUGCCCGCCGUGCGCCGCAUAGGCACAUCACAGUGACUAUUAGGAAAAGAGACGAGAAGAAGGGGCACCCUUUACUUAGCCAGCUGCUCACCUCCAAACAGAGGCCCGCUCAGUAUCAAGCCCACUUAUCCCCACCUAAGAUCGUCCCUUUGCCCAGCGCCCAGAGCCAAUCAGCAGGUAAGAGGUCUGAGAGCCCCACCCAGGCUGAUUCAGAGGCGGAGGAGGAAGAGUCUGAAGGGACUGCUGAUUGUAGAAAGCAGGCGGUAAUUCAGGUUGAACAGCCUGACUCGGGGUCCCUGUUGUCACCCCUCGCCUUCGACUUAGAAAGCUGGGUUAGCCAGCCCGACUCAGAACUUGACAUGGGCUUUGGACUAGAUCUGGGUUGGCUAAACCAUGGGGUGGAUGUUGACCAUGAUGAUGUUGAUGAUGAUGAUGAUGACCAUGUCACGGGCAGCCCCGCAGCGGCGCUCUCACAGAGCCCAACAAGCCCACUCUUCCCAGAUACUAGAAUUGCAGAGCCCGCCCCUCCCUGCAUCACACAAGGGCAAGGGCACCCACACAGGCAGGCACUCAGCGAGCACCCAGACGACCAGGGCCACCCGUUGUUAGCCAAACCAACCACCUUGCCACUUCCUUUGACCCCAGAGUCUCCAAAUGACCACAAGGGAUCACCGUUUGAGAACAAAACCAUUGAACGCACAUUAAGUGUGGAGAUUGCUGGAACCCCAGGUCUGACACCACCAACCACGCCCCCACACAAAGCCAGUCAAGAGAAUCCUUUCAAAGCAUCGCUCAAAACCAAGUUGUCUUCAUGUUCCUCCUCGGCCUUGGCGUGCAAAAGAGCCAGGCUGAGCGAGUCGGGCCCCGGCGCUCUGGCCCCGGCCCCAGGUGCCUCAGGCGGGGGCCCCAUCAGGAAGGGUCCCGAACAGACUGAGCUUUACGCCCAGCUGAGCAAAGCGUCCCCCGCCCUCCCUUAUGCCCAACACACAUCGGGGGGUGGUGUUGAGGAGCAUCACGGUGCUGGCAACAAUAAGCGGGCGGUGCCACGCGGCUACAGUGACCAUGACUAUUGCCAGGCGUUGGCUGGCGCUAAGAAGGACGGCGGCACAGCCACUGUUACCAUGACUACAGCGGUGGACAUAAACGCUGCUGCUCCUUUGCCUCUUGCGGGCAGAUUAGAGGACAGGCAUGUCGAAUGUAAGGACUCAGCCAUGCCGGCGUCCUCGUCAUUAUCCUCAUCUCCAUCUUCUCCAUUGUCAGCUCCAUGUGGUCCUAAGCAGAAACACUUCACCUCUGAAAAAAAAGCAGUCCAGCUUCAGGAAUUAGGCAGGCAGACCCCAACUCAAGAAGCCACCACCGAAGGGGACCAAACUCAUGUCUCCAACACCAGCCGGAAGCUUCUGUGUGACCAGGAAAUCAGAGCGGAACUCAAUAAGCACUUUGGCCCCCCCUUAAAAGCCCUUUACAGCCCGGGUGUCCAGGAGAGAGAACCAGGCAGCAAACCCACUAAAGCUGCGGCCCCUCAGCCCCCAGAGGAGGGAGAGGAUGGCUACUACUCCCAAAGGCUGCCUGGCUCCACCUACCUGCACCCUGGGUUCCUUCCCUUCCACGAAGAGCUGGAGCUCGGCGAGGGCCGCGAGAGUCGCUUCCUGUACCCGUGGGAGGGCACCCCGCUGGACCUACUCUUCGACUGCCCCCCCUGCUCUCCCUCCUGCUCCCCACCAUCCAGCUGCUCCCCCUCACGAGGCUCCGUCUCCCCUCCGUCCUCCCUCCUCCUCUCGCCCGGCAGGCCUUUCUGCUGGACCGGCAGCAGCUCACGCUCCCGUUCUCGUUCCCAGUCUGGAUCUCGCAGCUCGUCAUCGCACUACAGGAGGCGCUCGCUCUCCAGCUCACCUGACAGACGCCCCUCCUCCUGGUCCCGCCACAACACAGAUUCAAGCACUUUUCGUUCCAGGACUCACAAGAGCCCCCACCCUCAGUCUCGAUCUCCUCUCAGCCGCAGGCCAAGGUAUGACAGCUAUGAGGAGUACCAGCAUGAGAGGCUGAAAAGGGAGGAGUACCGGCGGGACUAUGAGAAGCGGGAGUAUGAACGGGCCGAGCAGAGAGAAAAGCAACGGCAGAAAGCAAUAGAGGAGAGACGGGUGGUGUACGUGGGGCGACUGAGGUCCGACUGCACCCGGACAGAGUUGAAGCGCCGCUUUGAAGUCUUCGGCGAGAUUGAAGAAUGUGCAGUAAACUUGAGGGACGAUGGGGACAAUUUUGGCUUCAUCACGUACCGCUACACUUGUGACGCCUUUGCCGCCCUUGAGAACGGACACACCUUACGCAGGUCAAACGAGCCACAGUUCGAGCUGUGCUUUGGCGGGCAAAAGCAGUUCUGCAAAUCGCAUUACACAGACUUGGACUCCCACUCGGACGACUUUGAUCCAGCCUCAACAAAAAGCAAGUAUGACUCCAUGGAUUUUGACAGCUUGCUGAGGGAGGCCCAGCGCAGCCUGAGAAGGUAACCAGUUGAGUGGCACCCGCUGUCUGUCACAAAGAGGGACUUCUGAUACCUCACUGUUUGUUUCUCGCUCCUUUGAACGACGAGACUACCACAAGUUUUACACUCUAUAUCAUAGAGUAUGGAAGAAUUAGUCUAUAGACCUAUAUCAAUAUAAAUGAAUAUAUCAAAAAUAAAGUUUACAUGAACAUAGCUGCUGGAGAGACGGGAAGAGACGAUGCAUUGUGGGAAAAGCCAGUGAACCCUCAGAACCUGGUGCACAGGUUUACUGCUGUACAACCAUCAGUGAACGAAGAAAAAGACAAACUUUGGUGAUAUUUUUUUCUCCAAGCACUACAAUACCCACAAUUCUUUGGGAGCGUAAAACAUGCAGCUUGUUCAGCCAGAUUUUUUUCUUUUGCUGUUUGAUUCUUCUUCCUUUUUUUCUUUGAAAAUCUGGUGUUUGGAUCUAGUGUUACAUUACAAACCAGAGUAGGGAAUUGUAUCUUGGAGGUAAAAUUCUCAAGGUAACAUUGUUGUCUACAUUUUAAGGAGAAAUGUAGCUGUGUAUUUACAAAUACUAUAAAAAGGAAUAUUUUUAUUUUCUGUACAUAUUGGAUAAAGUUCUUUAUUUGUUACAGCUAUGCACUGUAAAAUGCAGCCUUUUUUUAAAAUGACGAGAAAAUUUCUUAAUUCAGAAUGUCGAUCUGUAGUAAUUACAAUACUGUAAGACAUAUUGUACACCUACAUGAUGUUUAGAAGACAUGACAUGAUUGUAAAAAAGAAAAAUAAGAUGCUCAUUUUGAGGGAGCAUGUGAACAAACGUCCUUUUUUAAGUUAUUUUGUUGGGGAAAAAACAGUCAACCAUGUAUAGUUUUAUCUGUUUAUAACGUUUUUUCUCAAUCAGUGUUUUUGCUUAAACAACCAGUGUAAAAUGCAUUUUUAACGUGUUUUUCAUGAUUGUAAAAAAAAGGUACCCCAUUUUUUAGUAAUUAUUUCAGAAGCAAUCACUAUAUAUAUAUAGAUACACUUCUAUAUCUAUAUAUAAACUCAGAUUGAUUUUAUUGCUUUGUAUGAUCACUAAAAGAAAACCUUCAAUCAGUGCAAACACAUAUUUAUGUAUUUAUUUUAAUAUUUGAAUCAAAGCUAUUUAUGGGCUCCAUUCAACAUGGCGUACCUCAUGAAAUUGUUUAUGUUGUCUUUCGAUUUAUGUUAUUUAAAGCUCAAUCACUAGACAGGGUGUACAAUAAUGCUUUCUUUUGGGAUAAUAGUAAUAAUAAUAUUACCUUCUAUGCCUUUCCAGAACAAUCACUCCAUUUUUCUGUCUUUUUAUCAUCUGGUUUUUCUUUCCACACACGUCACGAAGCAAUAAAAUGAUUUCGCGGGAUUUUUUUUUUUUUUACACCACUUGUUAUCGCUCCACUCACGCUUGAUUAUGUGAAUGCCAAACAAAAAGUUUACAAUUUCCUUUUCCUGACUUUUUUAAAGAUCUUGUAUUUGAUGUACAAUAUAAAUAUAUAUGAUGAUACUACUAAUACUAUUCACAAUAAUUACAAGAUGAUUAAUAACAAUAACAAUGAUGAUAAUAUAAAUGACAGAAAAAUAUAUAAAAAGCAAUAAAUUAUUUUUCAGAAUUGUAUUUUAGCUCCUACUGUUGUGUGAUUUUUCGGACUUGACCCAUUACCCAGCCGCUGCUAGCUAGUGCGCUCGCUAGGACUUCAUUCCAGUAUGUCGGCAUCACAUCACCACGUGCGGUAAAAGAUAAAAAAUGUCCUUGCUCUCACUUCUUGGUCUUCCCUUUAAGAUGUAAUUGAGUCUAUGUGAUUGUAAUGCACGCAUUACCUUGUGACAUCUGUGCGAUAAUACGUGACUCUUUAACUCCACCGUAUGUGUAACAAAAUGUGUCGAGUUGUGUGUUGUGUAGUUGCAUGGCUAUUCCAGGAUGAUGUUCCACUUUGGGUAUCUGCGUCUCAGCUGGCAGAUUUUAAAUGACAUUCUAUAAGCCUACAGAAAACUACUCAACGACGUAUCGCAUGCCGCACCACUUCCCAUCACCCACACUCACAAUCCAGAUAUCACAGCCGCCGCUGCUACAUGACAUAAAAGGUAACCUUGCGGUUUCUGGUUCAAUUAAUAUCCCGUUUCUUGCGUGCGCCAAGUAAUGAGAGAACCAGCUUCCAUCACAGGAAGGGGGCUUUUGUAUGAAAGCUUCUGCUGAUCACAGCCUUCCUUUCAUGGGGUCUGACAAGAAAACGGUUAAUUUUAUGAUGCAAAGAGACAAAAAUUGGUGGAAAAAAAGAAUGAAAAAUCCCUUUACCUGUGUUUUAAGACAUUGUUUUACUUUCUGUAUAGCGUUUGGGUAAUGGUGUCGUGUCCCAUUUGAUAGAUGUGGCUUUAAUCAUUGUAAUAAUAAAAAAAAAAUGCUUUGUAAAUUGCCUAGAG
Molecule: messenger RNA, 6583 nt
Organism: Cheilinus undulatus (humphead wrasse)
Lineage: Eukaryota; Metazoa; Chordata; Actinopteri; Labriformes; Labridae
Gene: ppargc1a
Product: peroxisome proliferator-activated receptor gamma, coactivator 1 alpha
Exons: 13
Coding region: 378-4166 (1262 amino acids)
Biological process (GO): positive regulation of transcription by RNA polymerase II
Cellular component (GO): nucleus
Molecular function (GO): RNA binding; transcription factor binding
Source: RefSeq, a predicted model, not a curated record